ACCACCGUCGCUCCACGUACACAAGAAAUCGCACACCAAUUUGCCAAAAAAAAUUCUCACAAAUCCUAUAAUUAAACCGCAAAAACAAGAAAAAGAAAAUGCUAGAGGCAACCAAGAAAUCCGCUUAGCCGUCUCCGUUUAGCUUAUGCCCUGAGAUUUUUCACACGAAUUUUCCUACCCUUUUCCCUCGCCCUGACUCGCGAUCUCACUUGAAGGAGACGCCCCAGAUCACAGGACCGGUGUGAGGGCCGAGGCGCCGGGCUCGUCGGGGGAUUUGAUUCUUCCCGAUCCUGAUAUCGCGUGUUCAGGCAAGCGAUUCCCUUUUCUUGGUCUGGCAGUCUUGCCGAUUUCUCCAGUUCCUGCUUGGGUAACAGAAUCUGAUUCGCGGAAUGUGAGGUACGCAGGUUUCUUUGGACUGGUCGGGGAAGGAAUGCCGGUGUUGACAUGCUAAGCCGCGGAGCCGUGCGGUCGCUGUUGGAUCGUCUCCGGCCGGUGCCUCGGGGGUUGAAUCCCGCCAUGCCGCCGUCGGCGGCCGCCAACCGCGCCUGCCUCUGCAGCCUCAGCCACUCCAGUGCGCACAGCGAGGGUCUCAGGACGCUACCCGGGAAGAAGGGGUUUCUUGAUCUGGGGGCCGGGAGGAGGUUUGCGCCGGUCGGCGCGUUGAGCUUGAAGGGGUGCCUGGGAUGGCCAGACGGCGGCGGCGGCGGGUUCAGGAGGGGCGUGGACGGGGAUGGGGCGGGGAUCAAGGCGCAGGUGCUGACCACGCAGCGGCAGCUGCUCCGUGAUCCGGAGGUGCUGCCGCUGGAGGAGGCGGGCGCGAAGAGCUCGAACGGGAAUGGCGCGUGCCGGCGAGGGAAGCCGCUGGGGUUCCCUGAGCAUGCUGUGGCGUCCAAGAUGGUGGUUGCUGUUGAUGUGGAUGAAGUUCUUGGAAGCUUUCUGGCAGCACUGAACAAAUUUAUUGCUGAUCGUUAUUCUUGGAAUCACUCAGUAUCAGAAUACCAUGUGUAUGAGUUCUUUAAGAUAUGGAACUGUUCACGAGAAAGAGCUAAUUUUCUUGUCCACGAGUUCUUCACAACCCAUUACUUCCAAGAUGGUGUACUUCCAAUCCCGGGCGCUCAAGAUGCUCUCCAAAAUCUUUCUUCUUUUUGUAGCUUGUCUGUAGUAACAUCUCGGCAGGAUGCAAUUAAAAGUCACACAUUAGAGUGGAUUGAGAAAUAUUAUCCAGGCUUAUUUGAGCAGAUACAUUUUGGGAAUCAUUUCGCUUUGGAAGGUCAAUCGAGGCCAAAAUCCGAGAUUUGCAGAUCUUUCGGUGCUCAGGUUUUAAUUGAUGACAACCCAAGAUAUGCUCUAGAGUGUGCCGAGGACGGCAUGAGGGUCCUGCUCUUUGAUUAUGAUAAUUCGUAUCCCUGGUCCAAAACUGGAGUUGAUCAAUCGCAUCCACUGGUGACCAAGGUCCACAACUGGGAAGAAGUCGAGGAGAAACUUCUUUCUUGGGUAGUACCUGAGAGCUGGCAUUCGUCCCCGGUGUAAGAAGCACCAUUUGAGAUCAGCAAAUGCUUCCUAUUGCUUGCUCUCUGAAGAGACAUGUUGGGGCCAACAUUGCUUGAUUUGUAGAGCUUAAUGAAGAUGUCAGAGUAAACUAGGAUAUUCCAUAUCUUUAGUAAAGAGACUGGUGAGUGAACAUUGCUUCAUUGCCACAGGCUGCUUCAGGCCUGGAAGGAAACCAGUUUAGUAUGUCCUAGGCGAGUCGAGAGAUAAACGCUUCUAUUUUCGAAGUCUCAUAGAUGUGACUCUUCUCUCAUGCUUUAACCCUGAAGGGUGUACAUAUUGACACUGCCAUAUGAAUUGAUCUGAAACACAGACCGUCUGGAUUGUUUGUGUACCA
This is a messenger RNA of Phragmites australis (common reed), 1885 nucleotides long. RefSeq lists its product as uncharacterized. Bases 445 to 1530 code for a protein of 361 amino acids. Gene Ontology annotation, molecular function: 5'-nucleotidase activity. Lineage: Eukaryota; Viridiplantae; Streptophyta; Magnoliopsida; Poales; Poaceae. Gene Ontology annotation, biological process: deoxyribonucleotide catabolic process. The record is from RefSeq and is a predicted model, not a curated record. The transcript is spliced from 6 exons.